GCCCCCACCAUCAGCAACACCUCACCAAUUCGAUUGUCAUCACUUAGGCAUGGCUUUUGAUUUUCAUCGCCCUCGGAACGCCAAAAGGCGCAGCUGUGAAUCCUACGAUGACACAGCCCCAUAAUUGCCUGAACGCGUAAAAACCGGUCAUAUCUUGUUACACAUGACUUGGUUGAUUGUAUUUGCCUGGAAACCCAACAUUCUGCGAAGUUUGUUAUGAAUAGGUACUGAUUCCGUCCAGAUGCUGUGCUACGUGGUAACUUGGAGACGGUUUCCAAAGGCUAUCGAACCCUUCAUCAUAAAACUUGGUUAUCGUAUACAUCUACCUUCAUUGUUCACGAGAACUGUCCGAAAAUACGUUACAAUUCUUUUCGCCUUAACAUUUUGCCUUACCAAUACUUCUACUCAUUCUUUGUAGGAUGGCAGAGAACAAAUUAUUGCAGUUGAAAGGUGCGAUGAGCGCAACAAUAUGGUACAAAGGCAAUUCCAAUAAUAGGUUUACAUCACGGCAACGUUUGAUUGAGUUCUGGAGAGAUCACGAUUUUCACGGUUGUUGUCGACUUCAGUAUCUGUUUGACUCACUCGUGGGUAACAUACUGCCAACAAUGAUCGAUACGAUCGAAAAAAACAUGAUAACAGUCGUUUCUAUCCUUCUGUACAUAGGUUUCCACGAUUGGCCAAGAUUUGUUGUGCAUUAUUUCGACAAUGGAAGCUGGAGAGAGAACGAUACCAGAACUCAUUGGAAAGAUAAAGGCCUUCCAUUCCAAGAAACCACAGGGCCGGAGUAUUUGUCAAAGUCAGAAUGGGACGAUUUCAAGGAACGUCAGAAUAACUUUAAACCUAUUAUCAUAAGGGAGGGCUGUGUGGAGAAGUAUGACGUUCCUCGACAGCUACCCUUCGAAUGCUUGAAGACUCAUCUCAAGCCUUCCAAAGGUGGUCAAGGGAGCGUAGAGACUGUUAAAAUCCCCUUGGGCCUUCUUGAAGCGGCUUAUGGGCCAAAGGCAUACUCUAACAAAGAAGGACACAUUGUUGCUUGUAAGACGUUCAAAAGAAGACCUGAUUCCGAGACCGAGACGCAGAUCUUGAAUUUACUGGCGAGCAAUCGAAAAAAACAUGAGAACAUUGCAUAUCAUCUCGCUGGAGCAGAUGUCAAUGGCAAACUUUAUGUACUCUUCGAGAGGGCGCAGUGCGAUUUGGCAGACUUUAUGGUUGAAGAUCGACCUACGAACGCAACGACACACAUUUCUUCCUAUCUUUGGGAAAUGUACUGGCUCACCGAUGCUCUAGACUUCGUUCAUGAAGGUGCAAGUCGCCAUCGGGGCACCAGCGAGGAACAGCUUGCGCUCUGCCACAUGGAUAUCAAGCCCAACAACAUCUUGGUAUAUUCAACGCUUAAUCCUGAUCAACCUGCCGGAGUUUGGAAAUUGGCCGAUUUUGGCAUCUCCAAGGAGCGAACGCUUCGGCGCGAGAAAGACGGAACAACGAUUCGCACAAAGUCGAUGCAAUAUGCUGGACCAUUUCAACCGCCAGAAGUGUGCGAGUGCGAACCAGACGGUUCAAGAUUCAAGGUUGGCAGGAAGGGUGACAUUUGGUCAUUGGGUUGCGUGUUGGUUCAGGUUCUAGUCUACGCGCUUGGGGGUCGCAAAGAGGUUUCGAAGCUGAACGAUUUGCGCGCCACACAUGAAGAUGGAGAGAGCGAAUUUCGAGACGAUUAUUUCUACCGCUUCUAUCCAGAAAGUAAAAGCGCUUUCCUAGGGAAGGUGAAUCCGCACGUGACGAAUUGGUUAAAAACCAUGCACGCAACUGCAGAACUUCCGCAAGGGGCCAAGGAGAAGUUGAAGAUGUUAGUGGAAAGUAUGUUAAAGAUCCGUGCCAAAAACAGAUGGGACGCUUCGAAAGUGCUGGAUGAAAUACAUACCAUCAUCGGCUUGCUGCCUGAGGAUACGGACUCAAACAUACUCCAGAAUUCAUCGGAGCAGGAUGAGUCGGGAAUGAGUAAAGAAGCCAGCACUGCACCAGCGGAAUCCGAAAGCAUACGCAGCUUGCCAGACACUCUGGUCCUGGGAAGCUACCACCAGGCUUCAAGCUUCACUUUUGGGGCAGUACACGUGCCAGACAAUUUCUAUGCUCCCUCCAUCGAUCCCAAUACCUCAAGAAGGCUGAAGGACUGGUGGUGCGGCGAAACCACCCGUGUUCUCACCCUGAGUCAAAACCACCAUGAAAAAGCACUUCUAGAAGGUGUCGCCAGAGGAAUACUGUCUCUGGAGAACAUGCCAGAUGUCAGGAACACUUUGAAGAUAGUGUCUUGCGAUUGCUCUGCACUUCCGAGAAGUUCGUUGUCAUCUCGUCAAGUCAUAGAUGCUAUACUUGAGAUCGUCAGGCCUGCUCUUCAGGCUACUGUUCCGUCACGACCCGCUCAAUACGAGCUUUCUGGAGAUAGGAAAACGAAUUCUCCCUCAAACCCUCGCCUUGUCAUUGUGGUGUCCUGCCUAGAUGACGUGGGUAGUCUGGUGAAGGACGUCAAGGAAGCUCUUCAAGAUUAUACCAUGGGUGCGAGUGCACAGCUGGGCCGAAGUAUCCGCAUUCUGGUUACAUAUGUGACACGUCAGAGUAACACUGAUCAGGUCAGCCAUGGAAAGGGCAACCUUGUACAAAGCCUUCUGCUAUGAGGAACCGUAAUAUCAUGUAUCUAUAUGAUCACAAUGUUGUUAGUAGCGAGCUCGCCUCCAAAAGUCGCUCAUCCCGAACAUGUUCGAUCACUAGAGUAAGGAGGAAAAGCACAG
Molecule: messenger RNA, 2783 nt
Organism: Alternaria alternata
Lineage: Eukaryota; Fungi; Ascomycota; Dothideomycetes; Pleosporales; Pleosporaceae
Product: kinase-like protein
Exons: 2
Coding region: 420-2669 (749 amino acids)
Biological process (GO): peptidyl-serine phosphorylation; peptidyl-threonine phosphorylation
Molecular function (GO): protein serine/threonine kinase activity; ATP binding
Source: RefSeq, a predicted model, not a curated record